AUGGAGGCGCAGCAGUCCGCCGGCAUGUCCGAUCUCGCCGCCCGCCUUACCAAGCGACUCGCGGAUCCUUACAGCGACCGCAACCUGGUCUUCUCGCCGCUCUCCAUCUGCGUCGUCCUGGCGCUCCUGGCCGCCGGCGCCCGUGGGAAGACCCUGGAAGAGAUCCUCCGCGCCCUAGGGGCACUGUCCCGCCGCGAGCUUGAGGACUCCGUGGCGCGACUCUUGGACGGCCCCCUCAGGGACAGGUCGUCGGAGCCUGGCGGCAGCGGGCCGAGCGUGGCGUUCGCGUGCGGCGUGUGGAGCGACCUGACGCAGCUGCUGAAGCCGGCCUUCCGCGACGCCGUCGUCGGCAGGUACAGGGCCGAGGCCAGCUCCGUCGACUUCCGCAACGACCUAAAGCAAGCGGUGCGGCAGAUCGACGCUUGGGCCGCGGCGGCCACGGGGAACCUCAUCCAGUCCGCUGUCCCUCCGGGAGCCGUACACCGGAAGACCAGGCUCGUGCUGGCCAACGCCAUCUACUUCAGGGGCAAAUGGGACGUGCCGUUCUACGAGAGCUCGACCAAGAACAGGCCCUUCUACCGGCAGGACGGCAACGCCGUCGACGUCGCCUUCAUGUCCAACUACGACCGUCACUUGAUCGCCGAGCACGACGGGUUCAAGGUGCUCAAGCUACGCUACAAGAGUGGUGCACGGUACAUGUCCAUGUGCAUCUUCCUCCCGGACGCGCGCGACGGCCUGGCGAGCCUUCUGGACAAGAUCACGUCGUCUUCCCCGGCAGGCUUCCUGCGCGAGCACCUGCCGAACAGCAAGGUCUCGACCGGCAAGUUCGGGGUGCCCAAGUUCGAGCUCUCCUUCGACAGCAGCCUCGACGGCGUCCUCAACGACCUGGGGCUCCUGAUAGACGCCGACCUCUCCGAGAUGCUGGAGGACGACGUCCUGGGUCUCCUGCUAGACGCCGACCUCUCGGAGAUGUGUACGAGUCUCAUCUCUUUAGGAACAAAGGCCGCCGCCGUCACCACGGCGUUCGCCUGCAAUCCGACGUUUGCUCCGGACCUGUCACGGCGAGUGGAUUUCGUAGCGGACCACCCGUUUGCCUACUUCAUAGUCGAGGAGGGUUCGCACGCCGUCCUCUUCGCGGGGCACGUCGUCGACCCUGGCAAUGGCGCCGGGGCGGUGAUCCCGUCCCCUCCCCCGUUCCAGGAGUGCACCACAACAAGAAGAGAAGCUGGCGAUGAGAUGAUGAACAAGUAUCCGGCUUAUGGUCCGUCUUAUGCUCCCGUGUCGCCGGUAUACAACCCAGUAUCGCCGGUGUACAGACCAUAUUCGCCGGUGUACAGUCCAACAUCGCCGGUAUAUCAACCGUCCUCUGCACCUUACAGUCCACAAUCGCCGGCGUACAGCCCACAAUCGCCGACAUACAACCCGGCAGUUCUGUUUGGGUGGAACAGCGCCCGUCCAGCCGGGGGAUUAGAUGAUUUACCCCACUUUACAAGGGGUUGGAUGAUUUGCCCUUUGAUUGUCUCAAUGACAGUGGCCCCGGACCCCACCCGGUAG
Messenger RNA from Aegilops tauschii subsp. strangulata, 1554 nucleotides. The record is from RefSeq and is a predicted model, not a curated record. Lineage: Eukaryota; Viridiplantae; Streptophyta; Magnoliopsida; Poales; Poaceae.